Molecule: messenger RNA, 2778 nt
Organism: Caenorhabditis angaria
Lineage: Eukaryota; Metazoa; Nematoda; Chromadorea; Rhabditida; Rhabditidae
Source: the annotation of a GenBank genome assembly
AUGUCAAUGAAUCUCGAAUAUUCGGAUGCUUUCGUAGAGGAAAUAACCAAAAAAUGCACUCAUUUUAUUGGUCCACUUCGAAUUCCAAAAAGAAUACCGCCAAAGAAUUACAAAAGAAUAUUGAAUGUGUUACAAACUUAUUCGAGUGUUGUUGACUUGAACAAUAAUUGGAUUCGAUUAAUUACUGAUCAAUUUAAUCAAGAAGAUAUUGAAUUUCAAAAUGAUCGAUUAAUGACAACAUAUGUGGCAAAUGUAGGUUUUCUAUUUAUGAGACGAAAAAAGUCUACCAAAUUUUCGCAGCACAAAACUCGUUGGAUGUUUUUCUCAAUGUUUUUCACAAUUCUGACAAUGAUGUUCAUUUAUUUCUUCUUUUCAAUAUCCAAAGAAUUCAGCGAACGAGUUGCAAAAUUUAUUCGAUUUCGUAAAUAUUAUUUGGGUUAUACAAUUAUCCCAGUUUUUUGUUGUAUUAUGAUCAUUUCAAUGACUGUUUCAUUUGGAAAAGAGGCAACUAAAGCUGAAAUGGCUAUUAGAAAUGCGAGGAGUUGGUGGAAAACUGCAUUGACACGUGAGUUUUCAUGUUUUUUAAUGCAAAUGAGUUGAAAUAUUGUGUUCUAAUGUUAUUCAUAUGAUAGAAUGGUCUUAGACGAACAGAAUCAUAUAAAUUUUGAUGAGUUUACCUUAUCUAUAAGUGAUUUAGCGACGUUUAGUCAAUAAGCUCGCUAAAUCACUUAUGGAUAAGGUAAACUCAUCAAAAUUUAUACGAUUCUGUUCGUCUUGGACCGUUCUAUCAUAUGAAUUGCUUAAAAACAUGAAAAUGUCGAUGUCCAACUAUAGUUUACGCGUUCAGGUAAUGAAUACGUGAGAAAAGAGAGUUGGGAGGAGGUCGAUUGUUCAACAGUUUUGCCGCCUAUGGAUGAUAGUCAGAAAAUCGAAUAUGAAACACAGAUUUUUGGUUUUUCUUCAGAAGAAAUCAAUAGAGCGAUUGUUAAAUAUACAAGUUAGUUGAAAUUAAUAAAGAUUAUGCGUUUACGAAACGUUUUUUAACGUUAAAAACCCAAAAAAUUCAUUUUUCAACCAUUUUCUUAACACAACUGAAUAAAGUGAAGCUAAAACGCAUUUAAGGGCUUACAAAUUAUUUUUUUUUGGGAGAUUUUUCUUCCAGGCCGACUUUAUUCAGUUGUGUUAAGAAAAUGGUGAAAAAAUGAAUUUUUUUUGGGUUUUUAGCGUUAAAAAACGUUUCGUAAAUGCAUAAAAAUAGCAUUUGUGAAUCAAUUUUUGUUUAAAAAUAUUUCAGAUCGACCAGCAAAUUAUGAUCUAACACAAUUGCCAAUAAAAGCAGUGCUCAAACUCUACAAAAUUCACAACAUCCACAUUUUCACGGAAACCGAGAUAAUCAUCGAUCGAACUUAUGAUUUGCUGCGAAUACCCGGUGAAAAUCUCAUAAACACGGCAAAAUAUAGCAUUUUUGUCGUUUCGACGAUUUCAAUUUGCUUCACAUCGUUCAUUUGUUUGAUGGUGUUUUUGGAUUUGCAAAAUAAAUGUGAGUUGGCCGAGUGGUUUGCGUGGCUGCCUACCGUUUGCAAAACCAGGGUUCGACCCACACCCUGACCUACUCUCUUUUUUUGAUACGAAGUUGGACAAAUAUAUUUCAAAACGAUUUUUUUACACAGAUCCUAUAAUCCUAACACUUAUUCAAUUAUUCUCUCCAAUUCUCCUAUUUUUCAUAAUCAUUGGAUUCGUUUUCAUCUGGUAUAUUUUCACCUCAAUUGUUGCAAGUUAUACAGUUUAUUCGCAUUUAAUACAUCCAGAAAUUCAUCAAAAUAUCAAAUUCAAACGUGCUCACACACUAUUGUUUUUCCAAAGUUUGGCAACACAUGAGAAUUUUGAUAUGGUUAAUGAGACAUAUGCGCAGUUUAAUGAAACAAAUUUGUCGAUUUUUGAUGUUUAUCCACGAGAUGUUAUUCACGAAUUGUUGAAAAAAACGAAUGAAACAUCAGCGGAGAAUUAUAGAAGCUUUUUCAUUGAUUGUGUAUGUUUUCUAGUAGUUUUCGACCCGCUGAUUACGAUUCCGCUGACUGAAAUUGCAAAGCUCAACUCCUAACAUGAGUUAUGACGUAGCGGGAAUUUCGAAAAUUUGAUUUGGGAGGUCAAAACUCGCUUCUAAAAUUGUUUUCAUCAAAAUCUGAUGGUAUAGCAUUGUUCGGAAGGCUCGAUUACAUAAGUUUUCAUUUUGUGAUCAAUAUUGAACAAUUGUGAUCAAUUUUGAACAAGUGCCAAAUCAAAUUUUCGAAAUUCCCGACACGCCAUAACUCAUGUUAGGAGUUGAGCUUUGCAAUUUUAGUCAACGGAAUCGUAAUAAGCGUGUUGAAAACUAUUAGAAAACAUAAAUUUCAUUAAAAAUCGCAAGUUGAAUGAUGAAAACUAAUUUUCAGUAUAAAAAUGAAAGUAAAUGCACUUAUAAAAGCAAGGAUCUUAUCCUAAAAUCCGAUGAACUUUUUCUCAUCGAAGCUCUACAUGCACACGAGUUUGGAGUUUCAGCAAUUAGCUAUUUGAGAUAUUUAUCAUUUUUCAAACAAAACACAUUUGUACCAAUUGCUAGUUUGGUUUGGGAAAUUCGUGAGUUCAUUAUUAUUCAAAAAAAAAAAGAAUUCUGAGAAAUUGGCAUGUUUUACAGUUCCCCUACCAGCUUUGAUAUUUUUCAAUCUGAUCUUCAUUCAUUUCGCCACUCCAUUGAUUCGUAAGAAAUCGGAUGAAACAAGUUCGGAUGGGUUUAUGUGA